This is a messenger RNA of Anastrepha obliqua, 939 nucleotides long. Its product is annotated as alpha-tocopherol transfer protein-like. Gene Ontology annotation, molecular function: phosphatidylinositol bisphosphate binding. The transcript has 3 exons. The record is from RefSeq and is a predicted model, not a curated record. Gene Ontology annotation, cellular component: membrane. The coding region runs from base 1 to 939 and encodes 312 amino acids. Lineage: Eukaryota; Metazoa; Arthropoda; Insecta; Diptera; Tephritidae.
AUGUCGCAACUCGCAGUACGCGCCCUGAGCCCACAACUCCAGCAAGCUGCUAUUACCCAGUUGCACGAGGUGCCUGAACGUGUUGCAGCCGACAUAGAGGCGCUACGCACUUGGAUCCAACAACAGCCGCAUUUGCGUGCACGUGAGGAUGAUCAAUUUCUGCUUAGCUUUCUGCGUGGCUGCAAAUACAGUUUGGAAAAGGCAAAACUUAAGAUUGAUAAAUUCUACACAUUACGCACAAAAUAUCCGGAAUUCUUUGCCGUCAACGAUGUGGACGAUGAGAAGCUUCGAAAGCUCAUUAAUUGCGGCAUCCUCGUUUAUUUGCCAACACCUCUAUUUGAGUGUGGGCCACGUAUUGCUUAUCUGCGCAGUGGCGUUUACUCAGCUGAUGAAUUUAAAGUAGACGAUGUUGCGCGUGCCAUGGAGGGCAUACAAGAGAUUUUACUACUCGAGGAUGACUAUGCGGUGGUCUAUGGUGUGGUUAGUAUAGUUGAUCUGGAAAAGGCGAGUAUGGCACAUUUUAUGCUAAUGACGCCAACCAGUCUGAAAAAGAUGGUCGUGUUCUCAGAAGAAGCUUUGCCAUUGCGAACAAAGGGGGCGCACUUCAUAAAUACACAAAGCGGUUUCGAAACGUUCUUCAAUUUAUUUAAGCCAAUGCUGCCGAAGAAGAGCCAAAAGAGGCUCUCUGUGCACGGUAACAAUUUGGAUAAACUUUACGAACACGUCCCAUUGAAAUAUUUACCCAAAGAAUGUGGUGGUGAGAAUGGUUCCAUUGCGGAGGGCAUUGUCGAGCUGAAUAAGAAACUUGAUGAAUACCGAAACUAUUUCAAGGAAAAUGCACAAUAUGGCACCGAUGAGACACUGCGUGUGGGAGAAACCACGGAUUUCGAUAAUCUCUUCGGAACACAGGGUUCGUUUAGAAAGUUAGAAGUGGAUUAA